AUGGGAGCGCAAGCACUCAACCGCCGAUCUCCAGACCAGAAAUCUGGCAAAGUUAUCGGAGGAUUAGAAGAUUAUGACAACGGUGAGACUCCAAGAGUUUUGGCCUUGCUUGCUUCAAUGCUCGAAAAAUCCAUUCUGAAGAAUGAGAAGUUACUCAAGGGAUCAAAUAAGAAAGAAGUUGUGACGGUUUUCCACGGUUCACGAGUACCUGCACUGAGCAUUAGGCAGUACAUUGAGCGCAUCUUCAAGUAUGCAAACUGCAGCCCUUCUUGUUUUGUUGUUGCAUACAUUUACUUGGACAGAUUCCUCCAACAGACGAAAAGCUGCCUCACUUCUCUAAAUGUUCAUCGGCUUCUGAUUACCAGUUUCGUGUUAGCUGCAAAAUACGUCGAAGACGAGUGUUAUAACAAUGCGUAUUACGCAAAAGUUGGGGGAAUAACCACUUCGGAAAUGAACAAGCUGGAAAUGAAGCUGUUGGUUAAUUUAGAAUUUAGACUCCAUGUCGAUGUUCAAACGUUUGACGAUUUCUGUUUCCUGAUGGAGGAGGCUUCAGUAAAGUCUGAAAACCAAAGCGAAAAACCAUUUCGGUUUUGCGGAUUAAGGAAGGGAUUCACAGGUAAAGAUGGUUCAAGCUUCAGUCCAACAAUACAAGGAUAUUCUUGCAGGGCCAUCUAA
Molecule: messenger RNA, 675 nt
Organism: Oldenlandia corymbosa var. corymbosa
Lineage: Eukaryota; Viridiplantae; Streptophyta; Magnoliopsida; Gentianales; Rubiaceae
Source: the annotation of a GenBank genome assembly